Molecule: messenger RNA, 1981 nt
Organism: Mus pahari (shrew mouse)
Lineage: Eukaryota; Metazoa; Chordata; Mammalia; Rodentia; Muridae
Gene: Pigm
Product: phosphatidylinositol glycan anchor biosynthesis class M
Exons: 1
Coding region: 155-1426 (423 amino acids)
Biological process (GO): GPI anchor biosynthetic process
Cellular component (GO): membrane; glycosylphosphatidylinositol-mannosyltransferase I complex
Molecular function (GO): GPI mannosyltransferase activity; alpha-1,4-mannosyltransferase activity
Source: RefSeq, a predicted model, not a curated record
GCGCGGGCCUUGGUGUACCGGAAGUGAUCAUCCCUGGGUUCUUCCAGUCGGUGCUGUGGCGGAGGAGAUGCUCCGCACGGCCGAGAGGCGUUAGCCGGGGGACGGUUAGCGAGAGGGGCGCAGUGUGGCCCCGGGGCCGGGCCGCACUCGGACCAUGAGCUACCCCAGGCACUGGGGGGAAUGGAUCCUGAACUUUCGGGUGCCGCCCGCCGGGGUGUUCGGCGUGGCCUUCCUGGCCCGGGUCGCCCUGGUUUUCUACGGCGUCUUCCAGGACCGGACUCUGCUGGUGAGGUACACCGACAUAGACUACCACGUGUUCACGGACGCCGCGCGCUUCGUCACGGAAGGGCGCUCCCCUUACCUGCGGGCCACCUACCGCUACACCCCGCUCCUGAGCUGGCUCCUCACCCCCAACGUCUACCUGAGCGAACUCUUCGGCAAGUUCCUCUUCAUCAGCUGCGAUCUCCUCACCGCCUUCCUCCUGUACCGCCUGCUGCUGCUCAAGGGGCUGGGGCGCCGCCAAGCCUGCGGCUACUGCGUCUUCUGGCUGCUCAACCCCUUGCCCAUGGCGGUGUCCAGCCGGGGCAACGCGGACUCCAUCGUCGCCUCCCUGGUUCUCUCGACCCUGUACUUCAUAGAGAAACGGCUCGUCGCCUGCGCCGCGGUGUUCUAUGGCUUCGCGGUGCACAUGAAGAUGUACCCGGUGACCUACAUCCUCCCCAUAGCGCUCCAUUUGCGGCCCGAGCGCGACGAUGACGAGCGUCACCGGCUAGCCGGGUUCUCUUUCCGGGCUCGUUUGUACGACUUCCUGAGGAGGCUGUGUAGCUGGGCUGUGCUGCUGUUCGUAGCGGUUGCAGGGCUCACGUUUGUUGCCCUGAGCUUCGGUUUUUACUAUAAGUACGGUUGGGAGUUUCUGGAGCACACCUACCUUUAUCACCUAACUAGGAGGGAUAUUCGCCACAACUUCUCUCCGUACUUCUAUAUGCUGUACUUGACUGCCGAGAGCAAGUGGAGUUUUACUCUGGGGAUCGCGGCGUUCCUGCCACAGUUCAUCUUGCUGUCAGCCGCGUCUUUUGCCUAUUACAGAGACCUUGUCUUCUGUUGUUUCCUUCAUACGUCCAUUUUUGUGACUUUUAACAAAGUCUGCACCUCUCAGUACUUUCUUUGGUACCUCUGCCUUCUGCCUCUGGUGAUGCCACUGGUGAGGAUGCCUUGGAAAAGAGCUGUAGUCCUCUUACUGUUCUGGUUCACAGGGCAGGCCUUAUGGCUGGCUCCUGCGUAUGUUCUAGAGUUUCAAGGGAAGAACACCUUUCUGUUUAUUUGGUUAGCUGGUUUGUUCUUCCUUCUGAUCAACUGUUCCAUACUGAUUCAGAUUAUUUCCCAUUACAAGGAGGACCGCCUAACCGAGAGAAUCAAAUACGACUAAUGUGUUCUGGACCUUCUGCAACAUUUGGAUUUUUCCGUAUGGACUAGAAGACUUUGGAAUUUUUUUUUCCUCCCUGAACAUUCUAAGCACUCUAGUGAAAGUUCCCUUGUUCCAAUAGAAAUUAAAACCAGUGUUGGCCUUAUAUGUUAAGGGGGCCCAAGAACUGAGGUCCAUCCUUUAGAAGUCUUAGGACUCAUUUGCUUGAUGAGAAGUAAAUCAUUCUUGUUUCACAGAAGCCGGUGAAGCUAGAAGAUGCUAAAAUAUUUUUGAACAGUAGAGGAAUAAGGUCUCUAGCAGUGUUUGUUCCUGUCACACAGUGCCACUGUUGUACCUUCAGCCCCAGCCUUUUUUUUUUUUUCCUGCAGUUCUGACAGCUGUGGAAGUUUACGAAGUUCCUAAAGUAUAACAUUUUUACAUAUAAAGUAUUAACAGUUCCAUGCUCAGUUGGGAAAGUCUUAAAUUUUUGUAUUAAGUGUGGGGGCUUAGAAGAGAACUAAUCCAAAGAAUUUAAAUUGUGAUCAUGUAUUUGUUUUGUAAUUUAGUUUUUCAGCAUUA